This is a messenger RNA of Halichondria panicea, 1204 nucleotides long. RefSeq lists its product as uncharacterized. The record is from RefSeq and is a predicted model, not a curated record. NCBI's taxonomy places the organism in Eukaryota, Metazoa, Porifera, Demospongiae, Suberitida, Halichondriidae. The coding region runs from base 101 to 1129 and encodes 342 amino acids. The transcript is spliced from 6 exons.
CCACCCCCCUUUACCUGACCGCAUCCGCUGUUUAUCUCGAGCUAGCUCUGAGCAGCUUGUACAGUGAAAGCAUCUCUUGAAGGACAUAGGAUCUAGGAGCAUGGGUCUCCUUGCAGCGGGAUAUCUGUUCGCUGCAUUGGCCGUCUCUCUGUGUAGCAGUGUACAAGGUUACACGUGGCACAUGUAUGUCAAUGAUGUAUCGCUGACCAAUGGAAGCACGCAAUACUUGUCUGAUGUAGAACAACUCCUCACAAUAAAGUGUACAUAUGACGUUCUCCUCAAAAGAACUCCCCCUAGCUUAGUGAGAGUGGUGGAUGGUGUGUCUACACCUCUGAAUGCUACGACGGACUACCCUGCUUUCAGCCUCACAUACCCCGUACCUCAAGAGUACAGGACUGGAGUUGCUUGUUAUCAGUGCAGGACGCAUGACAACAACUACUACACCUUCAUUACAGUGUCCUACCAGGCUGACCCCACCACCACCAUCCCCACCACCAUCCCCCCCACUAGAGGGUCCAGUGGUGGGUCCAGUAGCUUCACUGGUCUUAAUCCUCUCAUCUACACCAUCUCUGCUGUCAUCCUACUGGGCAGUCUGGCUAUAGUGGCCAUCAUCACAUGUUGGAUACGCGCUAGACGAUCAUUCAACAAUCGCUCUUUGAGGUCUGCACAAACAGCACAGGAUUACUUUGAUCACAUGAGUGACAGUGAGUUUACUCCACUCACAAGUGCCGAGUUCCAAGCAUCCCUACAAGAACGCCCGCCCACAUACAUCCAGAGUGAGCAGAUUGAAUCAGGAGAGCCACCACCUGAGACCACCACUGAACAACCUGCUGAGUCAACACUAUCUCGUGAAGAUGCAGCCAUUAUUGAGAAUCUGAUAGGACUCAACCUACUCCCAGAGGAGCAGCGUCAUACAAGGCGACCUCCCAGGCAGCAAUCAGGGCCCCCCAGGCAGCAGCCAGUACCCCCCACAGUGAGGCCACGCCCCCCUACAGAGGAGGAGACUAGUAGUGAGGGGGUGGAUGAGUUGAGGUGCGUGGGCGUGCGUGCUCAGAGGCUAUUGACAGAGCAGCAAUCCAUUGGACAACUAGUACUGCUAGAACCAACUAACAACACUAACUCUUGUUAAGCUACUCUAUGUGUACAUGACGUGUUUUAAAAAUUUAAUAUUGUACAGUAUGUCAUAUAAUUAAUGAUUAUUACA